Molecule: messenger RNA, 2776 nt
Organism: Populus nigra (black poplar)
Lineage: Eukaryota; Viridiplantae; Streptophyta; Magnoliopsida; Malpighiales; Salicaceae
Product: probable DNA helicase MCM8
Exons: 17
Coding region: 151-2535 (794 amino acids)
Cellular component (GO): nucleus; MCM complex
Molecular function (GO): single-stranded DNA binding; ATP binding; ATP hydrolysis activity
Source: RefSeq, a predicted model, not a curated record
AUUGGCCUGAUAAAUAACCCAUGACCACAAGCCCACUUUGUUUCGUUUCGUUUCCCUUCUCUGUAUCCCGCCAAAACGAGAGGAGAAUUUUCGCACACAUAACACAUUUUAUCGGCGGAGAACAACGGUCGGUUCUCUUACCGAUCGGCGAUGUACGGAACACAUGGAGAGAGCGCGAGCAGAAAGAAGCAACACCACCACUACGCAAGCGACGACGUCGUUAACAUAUUGGCCACAUACUGCCCUUCAAACGAGUUGGCUGUCGACGAAGAAAAGCUGAUGCUCACUAGUCAUCUCAUUCACUUCUUUAGCAGUACUCCUCCUGGUGAGGAUCUCGCUUCUCAGGUAAAGGAUAAAAAUGGAGCGUACUAUUUGUCUUUUGAUUUUCAACAAUUUCAAAAUAUACGUGAACUUGAGGAAUUCUAUGCAACUUUAGAAGAGAAACCUAAAGUAGCUCUCUCGUGCAUGGGGGCUGCAGUUCACAAGGUGUUUUUGAGCAAAUGCGAGGACAACUUCUUAGAUGAUGGCAUGAAGAUAAACAUCCGUCUUCACAACUACCCUGAAUCUAUGAUUGCUUUGAAGAACCUUAAAGCAGCAUAUAUUGACAAGCUUGUAUCUGUGCGGGGGAGUGUGGUUAAAGUUAGCAAUGUGAGGCCACUAGUGGUACAAAUGAAUUUCAACUGUGCGAAGUGCAAAUACAGCAUUUCACGUAUAUUUCCUGAUGGAAAAUUUUCACCUCCAACUGUUUGCUCUUUAAAUGGGUGCAAGAGCAGAACUUUCAAUCCAAUUAGAUCUUCUGCUAGAGCCAUAGAUUUUCAAAAAAUAAGGCUACAGGAAUUACUAAGAUCUGAAGAUCAUGAAGAAGGACGGGUGCCACGAACAGUGGAAUGCGAAUUGACUGAAGAUCUUGUUGAUGCAUGCAUCCCUGGAGAUGUGGUGACUGUCACUGGCAUUAUAAAAACAUUCAAUAGCUAUUUGGAUACAGGAGGAGGAAAAUCAAAAAACAAAAAUCAAGGAUUUUAUUAUUUGUAUCUAGAAGUGGUCUCUAUAAAAAACUCGAAGUUGCAAUCUACAUCUGACAAUUUGCAAGAUUCCAAAUGUAAUGCAAGAGCUACAGAACUGUCUGAUCUGUUCUCAUUCUCUCCACGAGAUCUGGAAUUUAUUGUGAAGUUCUCAGAAGAACAUGGUUCAGAUAUCUUCCGGCAAAUACUUCAGUCAAUAUGUCCGUCUAUCUAUGGACACGAGCUUGUUAAAGCGGGGAUAACAUUAGCACUGUUUGGAGGUGUCCGGAAGCAUUCAAUGGAUCCGAAUAAGGUCCCUGUCAGAGGAGACAUCCAUGUUAUAAUUGUUGGUGAUCCUGGACUAGGCAAGAGUCAAUUACUGCAAGCAGCAGCAGCUGUUUGUCCACGUGGCAUUUAUGUGUGUGGCAACGCUACAACUAAUGCUGGGCUCACUGUAGCUGUGGUCAAGGAUGCCAAGACAAGUGACUAUGCUUUUGAGGCUGGGGCAAUGGUGCUCGCAGACAGUGGACUCUGUUGUAUUGAUGAAUUUGAUAAAAUGUCUGCAGAGCAUCAGUCUCUUCUAGAAGCUAUGGAGCAGCAAUGUGUCUCUGUUGCUAAGGCUGGUCUCCUUGCAAGUUUAUCAGCACGAACUUCUGUUUUAGCAGCAGCAAAUCCUGUUGGUGGUCAUUACAACCGUGCAAAGACAGUGAAUGAGAACUUGAAAAUGAGUGCUGCUCUUCUCUCACGGUUUGAUUUGGUUUUCAUAUUACUUGACAAACCUGAUGAAGUGUUGGAUAAAAGAGUCUCAGAUCACAUCAUAUCACUUCAUGCUGGAUAUGGAGAAUAUUCACCAGCAGCCAAAAAGUUACGGACAGCAUCACUGCAUGGAAGCAUAGAUAUGAGUGUAAGAAAUGGAUCCUUGGUUUCACGGUUGAGACUGGACCCAAAGAAGGAUGCUGAUUUUGCUCCAUUACCUGGUCCACUUCUUCGCAAAUAUAUUGCUUAUGCUAGAACUUAUGUCUUUCCUAGGAUGUCAAAACCAGCAGCAGAAAUACUACAGAAGUUCUAUUUGCAGCUUAGAGACCACAAUACAUCAGCUGAUUGUACACCAAUAACAGCAAGGCAACUGGAAAGUUUGGUGAGGCUGGCUGAAGCUCGAGCUCGGCUAGAGUUGAGAGAAGAAGUAACGGCCCAAGAUGCAACGGAUGUGGUUGAAAUAAUGAAAGAAUCCCUAUAUGAUAAAUAUGUAGAUGAGCACGGCGUUGUCGAUUUUGGUCGAAGUGGGGGGAUGAGUCAACAAAAAGAAGCGAAACGGUUUCUAAGUGCCCUCAAUAGGCAGUCAGAGUUGCAGCGAAAAGAUACCUUUUCAAUUUCUGAAAUAUACAGUUUAGCAGACAGAAUUGGCCUAAGAGUUCCAGAUAUCGACACAUUUGUGGAUAACUUAAACAGUGCUGGUUAUCUACUCAAGAAGGGACCGAAGACAUUUCAGGUGCUAACAUCUUCUUACUCCCGGAGUCAAUCAUCAAGGGGGUAAGUUUCUUAAAGAAACCGAACAAAUUUUGAUUUUUCACUGGAACUGGGAGUUUUCUUUGUUACUCUACCACAUAGAGCAGGGACAUCGUUAUGAACUUCACUCGGUGCCUGCUAUACAACCGACCAUAAGCUCAUGCGACUAUGUCUAGUUAAAGCGUGAAACUCUUGAUUCUAGAUAUGCAAAAGAAUGCCAUGUUGUUUUAUGGGUUUAAAAGCAGGAAAUCUAAAUUCCCUUCUCUGAA